Molecule: messenger RNA, 5542 nt
Organism: Zophobas morio
Lineage: Eukaryota; Metazoa; Arthropoda; Insecta; Coleoptera; Tenebrionidae
Product: vitellogenin-like
Exons: 6
Coding region: 16-5436 (1806 amino acids)
Biological process (GO): lipid transport
Molecular function (GO): lipid carrier activity
Source: RefSeq, a predicted model, not a curated record
UGCGUCGCGACGCUAAUGUAUAUAUAUGACAGACGCGGAACCUCAAAAUACCGACACUUCGUAAAAUUAUGGAGAGAUAGAACAAAGGAUGCCACACUUCUUUGGUUCAGUGUCGCUUCCAAGAUGAGGUCACAAACACUGCUAUGUCUAUUAGUGGCUUUCGCAUCCGUUUACGGACACCCCGGAUGGAAACGAGACCAACACUACGUCUACCAGGUUCGCGGUCGUUCCCUGGCUAGCUUAAACCAAAUCAGUAAUGACUACACCGGGGUUGUUUUUAAAGCACAACUGAAUGUUCAACCAAGCGGCUAUGAAAAAAUCGCCGCUCAUUUAACUAACGCUCAGUAUGCCCAAGUCGACACCAAACUGAGCGAAGGACUGGAAACAGACAUCCCCGACUCAGAGCUAACCUUCCAGAAGCUACCCUUGUCGGAAAAACCGUUCCAUAUUUUUUAUAGAAACAGCGCCAUCAGGAACAUUAUUGUCAGCAACUCCAUCAAAAACUGGGAAGCUAACAUGAUCAAAAGUAUUGUGAGUCAGUUCCAGCUUGACACCAGAGCUACAAACGUGAUCAGGAGUUCUAUUAACAUGUUGAGUCAAGAUUAUUCCAACUCUGCUGUCUACAAGACUAUGGAGGAAACGGUUACGGGAACGUGCGAGACCUUGUACGAAAUUCAUCCAUACCCUCAGCAUGUUCUUCCGUCGAAACCUUAUGUGGCACCGCACAAACGGCUCAACGAAGCAGUUAUAGAAAUCGUUAAGGACAAAAAUUUCACACACUGUGACCAAACAUUUUCUUAUCAUGCCGGUUUCGAAGGGAUCAGUGGAUACCAGCCAGGAAACGAAGUCGGGGAAUUUUUAUCGAGGUCGUCCGUCACUCAGGCUGUGAUUACCGGUACUUUACAAAAGUAUACCAUUCAGAGUUCGGUCACCGUUGAAGAAAUCGCCCUAAAUCCGUCCCUUGGUGACAAUGUCAAGGGUAUUGUGCACACUAAAUUGAACGUAACGUUGGACUCAAUGGGUCAACUACGCUCCGAAGGUCACUUUACAGUGGACAACCCGAUCGAAGUAGGUGUAGUUUAUGCUUAUAAUAACCCCUACAGCAGCGACAACAGUCCUCGUCCUGUUAGAGAGUACGAACACGAAAGGGCUCCUGAUAGCGCCGAAUCAGAAGGGUCUCCGUACAUGACCUCCCCAAGACCAGAAGGAAUUUGGGAUCCCGAAGAUAGACAGAAACAAGAUUAUCAGGAAAAACCGAAACUCGAUGAGGCUCCUCCAUCUCCUUUGUUGCCCUAUACCGUAGGGUACGAUGGUCAGUCUAUCAAAAAAACUCAGAACAUUGUGGACCUCGUGCAGAGGCUUGUCCAAGAAAUCGGCCAGGAAUUCCCUCACCCUAAGGAGGUUCUCCAACAACACACUCCUGGUAAAUUCGUUGCUUUGACCAGUCUACUACGAACUAUGAAUAGCCAGGAAAUGCAGCAGGCAUCAACUCAGAUUUUACAAGGUUCUGGAACUUCUCCCGCAAAAGCUGCUUUUAGUGAUGCCGUUGCACAGUCUGGAACAGGUCCGGCCAUUAUGACCAUCAAAACCAUGAUCCUGCAAAACAAAGUAUCGGACCUUCAAGCCGCCCAAAUGAUUGCUACCACCACCAGUAAUGCACGUCAGCCUACCGAAGACUACGUCAAAUACGUAUUCGAAAUGGUUCAAAACAAAAAUAUAAUGUCGAGGCCAUAUUUGAACGAGUCUCUUCUGUUAUCCUUCACUACUCUCGCUCGCCAGGUUUACGUCAACAAGGACGAAUCUCAAGGGAAAUAUCCGGUGUAUAGCUAUGGUUCGUUCCGCACCAGCCGAGGAAAAGCCUACAUUAAGAACAGAGUUAUUCCUUACUUCAGUAGAAAGAUGAACGAGGCUAUUCGUGAUGGCGAUUCCCCGAAUGUCCCGGUUUACAUCCGUGCUCUUGGUAAUAUGGGACAACAAGAAAUUCUAGAAGUUUUUGCCCCCUAUUUGGAAGGACAAAGAAAAGCGUCCCAUUUCCAACGCGUUUUGAUGGUGGCUGCCUUGGACCAACUUGUUAAAAGUAAACCGCGAGUAGCUCGCUCCGUUUUGUAUAAGAUCUACCAGAACCCUGCUGAAGUUGAGCAAGUUCGGGUUGCCGCAGUAUUCCAACUGAUGCAUACUAAGCCCUCCGUUGCAAUGCUAGAAAACAUGGCUUCGCAUACUAACCGGGACCCUAACCACUACGUCAACGCGGCUGUCCAAUCUGCCAUUCUGUCUGCUUGUGACCUCGAAGCCCCGGAACACAAAGAAAUACGCGCUGCUGCCGAAGCGGCCAAACCGCUUUUAGUCCCCAAGCAAUAUGGAACUCAGUAUUCUCAAAUAUACUUGAGCAGCUACGCUGUUAAAGAAGCACAGUUGACAUAUCAACAAGGUCUUCAGACUUUUGUUGGCGAAGAUUACGCUAUACCUAUGGGCGUUAAGUACACCUUGCAACAAAAACUUGGUGGAGUUACCUCGAAUAUUCUGAACGCUCAGGCUAUAGUUUCCAGUGUCGAGGAUCUUGUUAAUGUUUUCCAACAACAGACAAAAGAAUAUCAAUACCAAAAACAGGAGAAACAAGGGCAACAUGCUGUGAACAUUCCCGGGUCAAGCGAAUACGUGGCAAAGGCCUUAGGUUUGCAGUACGAACAAAGGGAACAACUAGAAGGAAAUUUGUACCUGCAAAUGGGGACCUUACAAUCCAUUUUCUCUUUCGAUAAUCACACUGUAGAAAAUUUACCACGAAUUGUACAAAUACUGGAACAAGAAUUGAAACGCGGUAAACGAUACCAGCAACGCAAAAUGUUAAACAUGAGAGAGGCUUCUCUUGCUUUCCCUACAGCCUUGGGCUUGCCUUUCAUCUACACGUACGAUAAACCUAUGCUAAUCAAAGUGGAAUACGAAGUGAAGGUUACCGCCCAACCCCCGAUUUCCACAGGACAAAAUCUGCAGCAACCUGACACCGUUAAAGCCGAAUUUGACAUUAAUGCUGUUGUUUCUGGAGCAAUACAGACCCAACUAGGCAUUUUCACACCUUUUAACCAUAAACGUUACAGCGCAGGCUACAACAAACAUUAUCAAGUGGUUACCCCACUUACUGGAAAAAUAGAUUUAAAUAUUCAGAGACAACAGUUGAAGGUUGAGCUACAAAAUCCCGGAAGCGAAGAGGAUGUCCGUUUGGCAUACUUUGACACUUUGCCCUACACGUCCAAACAUAGCAUUGACGACCACAAACCCAAUAUGAAGAUUAUUCGAUCACCGCAUCCGUACAAAUUUAACACAGUCGUAGGAGACAAAUCCACAGGAGUUGCCGUAUAUAUUCACGCUACCAGUGAUAAAAUCAUUGACCCAACCCUUCUUUACGAGAGGGUGAAACAACAAGGUUUAGUUGCUCCCAUGUUGAAACCUUAUGGUGACGGUAUUCAGUAUGGUUACCUUGAAAUAGGAAUAAGUGGGGAGAAGUCUACAACGGAACAAAUUGUUUUACAUAUGGGUUAUCAAAUGGAUUAUCAGCAAAACAGUCCUGCUCAGAAUGACCCUGAGCCUGCCCAACAAGUCAACGCAAUUCCAGCGUUUGCUGAUGAUGACGUGAAACGACAAAAGGAGUUUAUUGAUAGAGUUGGCCGGUAUAUUAACUCUCCCCAGGUAUUUGUAGCAGACGCAGCUGUAGAAUUUGUAGGAGACUCCAAAACCAAGUAUUCUCUUACCGCAGGACUUGCUAAAAGUAACGUCGAUCCUCGUAGUCGCUUCAUAGCGUAUGUGCGACAAUAUAAUAGACGUGAACCCGAACCCCAAACUGUAGCUUACGUACGAGCUGAUGCCACUAUUCCUAACACUAACGGUCUCAACAUGGACUAUGCUAUGAACAUGGAUACGACUUCUAAAGUUCUUGUGCAAGCAUUGCUUCAGCAACACCAUCACGAAGUUUCGAGAGUUCAUGCUCACAUCAAGUUUUCGAAGAGUCAGGAACGUCUUCGGUACUUAAAAGAACAAGAUGAGUACAUUGAGUGUCAAAAACAGAUGAAGCAAGGUGACACUCAGCUGCCCACUUGUGCAAAGAUGACCGCCAGAGCGAAUCUUUUGGACAAGUACUCUGUCAAGAUGACUUACCUAGACAUCGACCCAAUGAUUGCUAACGCCACGUAUAAAGCAUAUAGUGUACUCCGUCAUUAUUUGUAUCCUAGGGUCCAAGAAGACGUGAUUGACCCUUACCCUACUGACCACCUAACUAUCAAUGGCCAAUUUAGUCCAAGUUUAGAAACCGUUAACGGAUCACUUGAAAGUGGAUAUGGUAAAGCGCAAGCCAAGGAUGUCCCUGUGAGCCAGAUGGCCCGAGAAUUUUUGGUUCCACAUCCCGUGUUCCACAGUAGAACCCGUUUAUACGCACAGAGCCUUAAAAUCGACACUUAUAGACCAAUCUGCGUUGUCGAUAAAACCCACACAUCUACUUUUGAUAACAAGACUUACCCGGUGCGUUUAUCACACGACUACACCGUAAUUCUCCAAUACGUACCUCGCAGACCAUCACCCAAUCCACAAAACCCCGACCAAAGCGUUCUUGAACAACUCGACGAAGCAACCGAAUCUUACAUCGUGUCCGCACGUGCAGCUGAUGAAAGAUCGCUAGAAAAAGAAAUCCAGAUGGCUUUGCAAAUGCCAAGUACCAAAGGCAAAGUUGUCAAAAUCGCACUGAAACCGAGUCUCAGAGGAGGACCUAAAGUUUACGUCAACGACCAAGAAGUUAGAUAUGACAAACGAAGCUCUUCCGACUUCUACGGCGGUCACAUCCAAAUUUAUGCUUUACCUAACGAGGAGGUCAAGGUGGAAGUCUACCAAGCCUUCUAUGUCAUCUUCAACGGCAAAACUCUUAAACUUACAGCUGUCAAUAGUAAAUUUAGGGAUUCUGCUCGUGGUUUGUGCGGUACUUUCACCGGAGAGCCGGAGACUGAUUUCUUGGCUCCGGACAACUGUAUCCUUCAAGACCCUCAAGACUUUGUUCAGAGUUACACGACGGGAUCUAAGUCUAAACCAAGGGCUGAGUGCUACCAGAAGAAGAUUGUUCAUGCCAGGUACAUUUCGAGUAAAGAUGCAGGACGCUCGAGUAGAGACUACAGCAAAGGUGACGAGCAAAGUAGUGACUGUACAGGGUUCAUUAGCAAGUAUCAGAUGAGUGGCAGUGAUAUUUGUUUCACAAUUCGACCAUUACCAUACUGUAAGCCAGAAUGCCAACCACAAGGCACGACUGUCACUAAAGUUGAUGUGCAUUGCAUGAAACCGGACAAUAGUAAUGCGAUCUGGAGAACAAAACUGGAUAAGGGUAUCGGUCACGAUUUUACUUCGAUGGAAACAACAAAACAACUGGAAAUGGAACAACCACUCGAGUGCGUGCGGAGAACUUAAGGUGGUGACGAAGUCCACGAACAAGAUUUGUGUUACUGUUAUGUUUUUUAUACGAGCAUUCAUAAAAUGUAAAAAAAAGAAACGAAAUAAAGAUUGUUUAUCUCUA